AUGGCGAUUCCGGCUGCUUUACCCCCAUUGCCUUUCAAUCCGGGUCGCAUACGAUCAUACCUCCUCCGACUACCACUGUUCACCCGGCUGGUGCUGCUGAUCAUUCUGGUCUUUUGGCUGCUUGAAUUCCAAUCUGUGUGGGGUGUUAUACAAUGGGGUGCUCUGAUUCCAGAGGAAAUAAAUCUUGGGACCAUGUACCGACUGAACACCUAUCCUUUCAUUCAUACGGGAUUUUUCCAUGCUUUCUUUAAUGCUGUGGCGCUUACACCGCUGAUCGAACGCUUUGAGGCUGAGCAUGGCACUUUGACUGCUAUUGCGUUGUUUGUUGGACCUCUCUCGACUGUUCCUGCUGGUCUUUAUAUAUUGGUUGAGAGGUUUAUCCUACACAGAAAUACUUCAGUGGUCGGCGCAAGCAUCUGGGUUUUCUUGCUUCUUGGUUCGGAAGCCAUCAAGACCUACAAGUCUCACCCCAACUUCAGUCUUGGCCCGUACAAAAUUCCCACCUGGACUUCACCUCUGUUCGCAUGUGUCGUUGUAUCCAUCCUCAUCUCGAACGUGAGCUUCCUUGGCCACCUCUGUGCCAUCCUUGUUGGAUAUCUCCUUGGCCUCGGAUACCUCAAGGUGUUUGUGCCCCCUGAGAAGGUCCUCCGCUGGAUCGAGGGCAAGCUGAAUCUCCUGGGACGCCUGCCUCACUAUGUCUCCGUCGACCAAAAGACUUAUGCGAACAACCUGGAAUACCACCUGUCCUUCCUGGCACCAGCACCGGAACCCCCAACUAACAAGAUGCCAGCUGCAAUCCGCAACUUGCGGAAUAACCCCACCUUCCUCUUCGUUCGCCUUCCGAAUCUCCUAUCCUUUAUCUGCAUUGUCGUUGGUGUUGUCUGGCUGCUUCUCCUGCCUCUGAACGAAUACUCCCGACAAACCUACAUCUCCGAGAAUGCGCUCCUGCCGGGCCAAGUCCAUGCGUAUUUCACAGGAAGCGAGCAGAAUGUCUUCCGGGGCUAUAAGAGAGAAUUGGAAGGGUUGUUGAAUGAUGGACAAGCGAGAGGCGGCCACAAAGACGAGGCGGAAGUGACAGCGGCGGUCUCGGACAAGUUGCAGUCAAUUCUGCAAGCGGCGGGCCUUAAAGUUGCCACGCAAAAAUACGAAUAUACCUCUGCGGGCAUUACGCACCGGGGAGAGAACACUUAUGCUAUUAUCCAUGCGCCGCGCGGUGAUGCCACGGAGGCAAUUGUGCUGGUUGCACCAUGGAAGACGGCUGAUAAUGAGUUGAACCUGAAUGGUGUCACUCUUGCAUUGACAUUGGCGAGAUAUUUCAAGAGAUGGUCGUUAUGGUCCAAGGAUAUCAUUUUCCUAAUUACCCCGGACAGCAAAACAGGAACUCAGGCUUGGAUCGAUGCCUACCAUGAUAUGCACCCGGCUUCGGUACAGCCACUUCCUUUAAAGAGUGGAGCGUUACAAGGAGCACUAGUCAUUGAAUACCCAUUCGAACACCGGUUCCAGACGCUCCAUAUUGUAUACGAUGGAGUCAAUGGCCAACUCCCCAACCUCGACCUGUUCAACACGGCUGUGGCUAUUGCAGGCGGCCAGAUGGGCAUUGGGGCCAAUCUACAGGAAAUGUGGGGUCACGACGACAGCUACGAGCAUCGUCUACAGACCAUGUUCCGCGGUAUGACCAAACAGGGUCUCGGAUAUGCCACCGGUGCACACAGCAGCUUCAUGCCGUACCAUAUCGAUGCUAUCACUCUGCAGACCAAGGGUGAGGGAUGGGAAGAUGAAAUGGCCCUGGGCCGGACUAUCGAAUCUCUUUGCCGCAGUUUGAACAAUUUGCUGGAGCACCUGCACCAGAGCUUUUUCUUCUAUCUGCUAAUGCAGUCCAACCGUUUUGUCAGCAUUGGAACCUAUUUGCCUAGCGCUAUGCUGAUCGCUGUAAAUUUCACCAUCAUGGCAAUUGCCCUAUGGAUGCGCACUGGGUAUUACCCAGAAAGCAAGCCAAGUGCUAAACCUAAGAGCGAGAAGUCAACAACUGAAGAGAAGCCCAAGAUGAGUAACAUCGCAGAACGAUAUCUUGCUCUACCACUCUCGCUUGUUGUCGGACUCCAUCUACUCGGUCUUGUCCCGCUCUGGGUCUUCAAUAAUGUCUUCCACCAUUACUUCACAACUACCACAUACAUAUUCGUGGUCGUGGACAUCAUCCUCCCCCUCCUCCUCGCCGCAAUCCUCUCCAAUGGCCUCGGUCUAUCAAAACCAAUCAUUCCCCAACAGUACCACCUUAUCAAAUCAUUCUCCCUCCUCCUACUGGGCCUCUCCCUCUCAACCCUCGCCACCCUCAACUUCUCCCUUUCAUUCAUGAUCGGUCUGCUCUGCACGCCACUUAGCUUCGUCACUCGCCUACGAGGCUCCGCGCCAUUCCGCUUAGCAAUUUCCAGUCUGGGUCUGGUGCUUCUCAACCUCGUCUCCCCACCAACUGUUCUCCUUGGCGUCUGCUGGUAUAUGGGGGUCUCGGUCGAGGCUGUCCUCACACAGGCGGCUUUCGGUUGGGAUGUUUGGGGUCAACACAAGAUGGAUCUCUUUCGAAUCGACUUUCUUGCUCUAUGGCUUCUCUUUCUCCGUCUCGCGACAGCCACUGUCCCAGUGCCAACCAAAGACGGCUUUUGUUUCAAGUAUAUCAUCGAAGGUUAUGAUACAUGUGCAAUGAUUGCCAAAGCACACGAUAUCACCGAGGCGGACAUCGAAAGCUUCAAUAAGAACACCUGGGCAUGGCUCGGAUGCAAACAGCUAUACCAGGGCGACUUCAUCUGCCUCAGCGCUGGGAAACCUCCAAUGCCAAUGGCCCUUCCUCAAGCAACCUGCGGUCCACAAGUACCUGGAACAGUACGUCCGCCCAAAUGGGCCGACCUCGCCGGUAUGAACCCAUGUGCUUCGUCUAAAUGUUGUUCUUUCUGGGGCGACUGCCGUGACUCUGAUCAGUAUUGCCAAAGUGCCGGUUACCGUGCACCUCCUGCCGGUCCCGUAGCCACCGUGAAACCAGCGACAGAGGGUCCGAAAUCCACGACAAACGCAGCAGGGACCAAUAAACCCGCCGGCACUGGCACAGCCGCAAAGCCUACCUCCAAGGCCAGUACUACCAAAGCCGGCACCACCAGCAAGGCCACGACAACAACCGUGCCAUCUACUACUACGAAGAAACCAAGCGUCCCUGAACCAACGCACUCUCAAUACGCUUGGACAGCUCCUUGGGAAAUCACAAUGUACAGCAAAAUGGGCUGCGAGGGCGACUACUACCACCUCGAGGGGUAUAACCGGCCCUUCCUCGACGGCAAACCCGGCGGCUGCUUGAAUCUCCACGGAAACCUCAACAGCAAAUUCACGGAUACGAACGUUACCUGCAAGUGGUGGACGCAUGAUAGCUUCACGUGGGAGUCUUGCGAUGCGAGCACACUUUUGAAACCUCAAUCGUGGACUCUCAAGAAUGGGGUUUGUAAUAUCUUCAGUAAAAGUGAUUGUGAUUGCUAUGACGGUGUGCGCCAGUAUUAUGAAUCUAAAGGGUGUCAUAAUAGGACUCAACACGAUACACCUGAUUUCAGGGCUUUGCAGUGUGCGACUGAAGGCUAUGUGAUGCCUUAG
Messenger RNA from Penicillium vulpinum, 3627 nucleotides. Its product is annotated as Rhomboid protein 2. Bases 1 to 3627 code for a protein of 1208 amino acids. The record is from RefSeq and is a predicted model, not a curated record. Gene Ontology annotation, biological process: attachment of GPI anchor to protein. Gene Ontology annotation, molecular function: serine-type endopeptidase activity. NCBI's taxonomy places the organism in Eukaryota, Fungi, Ascomycota, Eurotiomycetes, Eurotiales, Aspergillaceae. Gene Ontology annotation, cellular component: GPI-anchor transamidase complex; membrane. The transcript has 12 exons.